AUGUCAUCAAAAAAGCAGAUUAACUUACUGAGAGGCUGGCCAAACCCCUCCCUUCUCCCCACACCCCUCAUCUCCGCUGCAUCAACUACAGCGCUCUCGAACCCAGACAUCUCCAUCCCUGGCCUGCUCUAUGGCCCAGAUUCAGGGUAUCAGCCGCUCAGAGAAGAGAUCUCUCGCUGGAUGACGCGCUUUUACGUCUCUACCCCUCGACGUCCGCCAACGAUCCCGUAUCCUGAGGGAUGGAACACGUUUGUGGGAGAAGAGGAGAGGAAUGCGGACAGGAUAUGCAUCACAGGCGGCGCGUCGCAGAGUCUGGCUUGUGUGCUGCAGGUUUUCAGUGAUCCGGUGAAGACGAGGGUGUGGAUGGUUGCUCCUUGUUACUUUCUUGCGUGUCGGAUUUUUGGGGAUAGCGGGUUGGAGAUUAGGGCUGUUGGGGAGGGGAGCGAAGGCGUGGAUUUGGGGGCGUUGGAGAGAGGGUUGAGGCAAAGUGGGGAGGAAGGGGAGAAGAAGCCCCUCAAACAACCAAGACCAUGGUCAAAAAUCUACCGGAAUAUCAUUUACUGCGUUCCCACAUUCUCAAAUCCAUCAGGGAAGACGAUGUCUCCCUUCUGUCGGCAGAACCUCGUUCAGCUUGCUCGAAAAUACGAUGCCUUGAUCAUCACAGAUGAUGUCUACGAUUUUCUUCAAUGGCCUACCUCUUCCGCUUCUUCGACGACAUCACUAUCGAAAGCAAUAAUACCUCGCCUGGUUGAUGUCGAUCGAACACUGGAACCAGUGCCAGGACCCGACAGCUUCGGCAACGCCAUGUCCAACGGCUCGUUCUCCAAGAUCGUUGGCCCCGGUGUGAGAACCGGCUGGGCGGAAGCUACUCCAAAAUUGAUAUAUGGGUUGUCGCAGUGUGGAUCCUCGAGAUCCGGGGGAGCGCCGAGUCAGCUUGUUGCUACGAUGAUGGCCGAGUUACUGAGGAGUGGUGAGUUGGAGAGGCAUAUAAAGGAGGUACUAAACCCUGCUUAUGAGAAAAGGUAUGGGAUUAUGACACGAGCUAUCCGGCAACACCUGGUGCCGCUAGAAAUCAAGCAGGGGGAAGUCACUGCUGAUGGGAAAGAUAUCUUUGGGGGCUAUUUUCUUUGGCUGGAAUUGCCCAGGGAUGUCAGCGCUAAGGUCGUGGCGGAUAGAGCCAAGGUGGAGGAGAAUCUGAUUGUGGCUCCGGGAUAUAUUUUCGAGGUUGAGAAUGAUCCGAGUAUCAAGUUUCAGAAUUCUAUCAGGUUGUGCUUUUCUUGGGAAGAGGAGGCAGAUUUGGAAGAUGGUAUUGAGAGGUUGGCGAGAGUGGUGAGGAAUGUGAGGGAUGGUAUGCCCCCUGAGAUGAAAGGGGAGGGAUUGGGAGAGAAUGGGACCAAGGGGGAAAUAGGAGAGUUUCAAUGA
Hyaloscypha bicolor E is the source of this 1422-nucleotide messenger RNA. Its product is annotated as PLP-dependent transferase. The record is from RefSeq and is a predicted model, not a curated record. Gene Ontology annotation, biological process: biosynthetic process. The transcript is spliced from 2 exons. NCBI's taxonomy places the organism in Eukaryota, Fungi, Ascomycota, Leotiomycetes, Helotiales, Hyaloscyphaceae. Bases 1 to 1422 code for a protein of 473 amino acids. Gene Ontology annotation, molecular function: pyridoxal phosphate binding; L-2-aminoadipate:2-oxoglutarate transaminase activity.